GGAGCCGGGCUGGCGCCUCAGCGGCCGGGAGGGAGGAAGGGAGGCCCCCAGGAUGGCGAUGCUGGCGGAGCCCCGUAGAAGGCAGAAGUGGUCUGUGGAUCCACGAAACAGUGCUUGGAGUAAAGAUGAAUCUAAAUUUGGCCAGAAGAUGCUGGAAAAGAUGGGCUGGUCCAAAGGAAAGGGUCUUGGGGCUCAGGAACAAGGGAAUACAGAACAUAUCAAGGUUCACGUGAAAAACAACAUGCUGGGGUUAGGAGCAACCAUCAAUCACGAGGACAGCUGGAUUGCUCAUCAGGAUGACUUCAACCAGCUUCUGGCUGAACUGAAUGAUUGCCAUGGACAGGGUGAAACAGACCACAACAUAGAGGAGGACCUUUUGCUGGGAUGUGCUACAACAGCACUUGUUUCUUUGAAAAGCAGCCAGAGUGAGUAUGAAAGCUCACAACAAAAACAUUCGCCAUUGCAACGCGUUUGCCUUUGUUUAGCUAAGGAACUGUUGCAUCUGGCUUGCAUGCUCUGGUGGUUUCUUAACUGCCUACUUUUCCUGCCCUCAAAGAACUGCUUUUUAGCUUUUGACUCAGGGUUAUGCAUUUCUGUUUUGAAUGUGGUAUAAUGUGAUUUUUCUAGCCGUGAUGUAGAGCACACAAGUGGGGAAACUAUACAGCUUCCCCAAAAGAGCUAUACAUAAAGUCAUCUAAUUUUGAAAAGCUCUUGCUGUAUGUUCAGUCUGACCUUUGUUUAAAAAAUGAAGUAAUGCUUCAAUGGUGGGUGUAAGCUUACAGAAAGAACUGCACACAUCAAAGCUGGUUUAUCAUCUCUCCUUUAGUUAGACUGGUACAUCUCUCAAGUUCAGACUCUAACCGCAUAUCUGAACAAGCCUCUGUGGAGUGUCAUUAAAUCAAGAGGAUCUGCUGGACAGCCUGUCCGCAUGCUGCCAGUGGCAGAAUUGUCACCCUAGUGAAUUCAGCAAGUAGAGAGCAGAAGAUUUUCUAGGAGAGGGAGGGUAGAAGGAGGAGGAGGAAAGUCAGUUACAAGAAGGAUCAAAUUAGUUGUUUAGGGAAAAGUUUAAUUCCUUGACUCUUGUAGUUGGUGACAGUCCAGAAAAUGAGGAUUAAAAUUCUGGAUCUAAAGCUUAAACUUUUUUUAAUUGCUAUGUUAGUCAUCCUUGUGCACUGCAGCCCUAAUUGUGAUCUGAGGCCACACAGUGCUAGGUGCUGUAGUUAAAAUCCUAAAGCGGUAAAAUAGCAUAUUGUAGGGAAAUGCCGAAAGUUCCUGUCUGUCUUUAUGUAUAAAUCCUACCCAAGUUCCAACUUGAGCGAUGGGAAGAUCAGUUAGGUGUAACUGGUGGGAAACCUGCAAACUGAUGAGCAGAGAGCUGAAAUGACUUGCCCAAGGACACAGUGAGUCAGCACAGGGGCAGGUUCAGUGAGCAAGGCUGACUUGUUCCUAAACCUGUGCUGUAUUCCCUGGGUCAUCUGUACGGAUGCAAAGUGGCCCCCUAAAGCCCUAUUUCUCUCUGUCAUAUGGAGUUAUUUUUCCAUGGUCUUUUUAGCAACUGUGACAAGAGACUUCCAUCACUGAGGAUAAAUUUGGGUGCAAGUUGAAAGGUCCCAGUAGGAUUCAAGUUUGGUGAUUUACAGACCGCAAGCAUUGCUCUGAAACUUGUUUGGCUGUUGUUUAAGCUGGCAAAACUCAUCCAGAUAACUCUGCUUGCAGCCGUGCUCCAAGAUCAAAUGCUUGCCCAUGGUUAACCUGUUUUGCACCAAGUCCUUCUCUGCCAAGCUGCUCUGCAGCAGGUCAUCCCCAGGCUGUCCUGCUGCAUGGGCUUCUUGCUGCUCAGAGGCAGGACCCUGCACUUGCCUUUGCUCAGCUGCAGGAGAUUGCUCUCUGCCCAUCUCGCCAGCCUCUCGAGAGCCCUCUGAAUGGCAGCACGACCCUCCAGGCUGCGAGCCCCUUCUCCCGCUUCUGUAGCCUCAGCACACUUGCUGCUUUGAAAAGUGCAGGCCAAGGGCUUGUCUCCUUUCAGGCUUGCUGCGGCUCUGUGCAGCUGCCUUGGAGCCACAAAGAGCCUGCUUUUGUGUUGUCAGGAGACCCUCGUGCUGUAUGGGAUGCUCCCUGGCCACGGGCUUUCAGGCGGUGAGGCGAGCGUCUCCCCGGCAAGGCAGGGGUGAAGGCAUCCCCAUUUAGGAACAGGAGGUGUGCAUCUGCCAUUUCGUGCAGCACCUGAGAGCAGGUCUGCAGCUCCUGCCUGACAUCUUGCAAUACACUCGGAGGGAGAGCCAAUGCAAGGGGUGAGGAGGAGGUGGGAAAACAUGGCAGGAUUACCUGUGCUCGCUUCCCAACCCCCCCAUCAUGCUGGCCUACCCCGUUGUUUCCUCUCAAGCUAGGGGCUGCCAAGAGCUCGCCCUCCUAGUUACUGCAAGCUUUGCCAGAGACCAACCCUGCUCUGCAGUUGUUUCAUAGGAGUGCUUAGGGAGAUGUAACUUUUUGUAUAUCACUGAGUAUCUACUCUAGAGAGAGAAGUGUUUUGUAGCGAUGUGGCCAUCUCUGCUCUGCCUCGCCUGUUUGGUGGGACUGAGGCCAGAGCAGCCUGAGCUGGUACGUGACAUGGUGCGGAGGAGCGGGAGGCUUUGGGGGGAGCCUGGCACCAGCCUCCCUCGGCUGAGUGGGAUUGCUGGGGCCUGAGCUGAAGCUGUGCAGGAGGGCUGUGGAAAAAAGCGGCGCUGGAAGUGAAAGAAAUACCCCUUCGACAAGUCUCUAGCGUUCCCCUCCAGGCCCUCCUCCCUGGUGCCCUAGGGAGCGGGAGUGACGGCUCUUCUCUUUUGCACACCCAGAGACUUCUCCAAUGCCACGUCUCCUGGUGUCUGUCCCUCUCCGAGUGGGUGUGCACGUGUGCAUCGUGUCGCGGCAUGUCGUGUCCUCCUUGGAGUAGAGGCCUCUGCAAAGCUCUUGACUGCCCCUGCGGUUCCUUGCUGCCCUCCUAAGCCGUGGUGCCCAGGGGAGCAGGCUGGUGAAUGCCAGCCAAAGCUGGUGGGCUGCACGUGUUGUGUGAAGUCUGGGCUUUGUGCAACAGAAGUGGAGGCAGAGAAAAGGCAGGUGGAGGGCGCAGGGAAAGCUGAGUGUAGAAACCUGCUGCUCAGGGCCUGGAGGAAGAGGACAGGGUUGUUCCCUGUGACCAGUGGGCUGGAACUGCAAAGCCCCGGGCUGUGCAGGAGGCCUGAGGGGAAAGGACCCUGCAGUGAAGGAACCUUUCUGCAAGUCUUCAGCCUUUAUCACCAAGCUGUCCUCCCGGGGAAUCGCUCCUGCAGUUCUCUUGCUUUGGGCCUUACAAGUUCACAAAAUACUGCUGCAUCCUGUCAGCGUUGUGGGUGCCCCCCUGAAGCUGCAGGCUUUGCGUUUGGGCAGUAGCCUCUGUCAGGGCAGCUGGUGGGAGGAGUGUGGGUUGGCAGAAGGGUGAGUUUUGAGCGGCCACAGGAUCAGUUCUGUAACUGGCUGCUUGGCUGAAGAGCCAGUCUGAUUUACAGUGUGUGAAACCUCUUCCUAUUCUUCCAGGGAAGAUGAAGCAGAGCUCCCGAGAGUCCAAGUGUGCUUGGGAUUUGUGAACCAUUUGCUUCCCCUUUGUUCAGAGAGGUGAUAAAAAAACAGUGCUUCCCCCAGCACCCACACAGGCUCGUGGCUGGCUGUGUGCAUGUGAGCUGGCUGUGCCUCUGGGGAUGGGGUCACUUGGCCCAGCAGAUCGCCUUUCCCCAUGCAUUUUCCUUGCUGCUCUUUUCAGACUAUCGAUUGAAGGUGUUGCCUCCUCCUGUCAAUGUGGAGCCUUCUGCAGUUCCUCAGAAGCUUUCAUUUUUUGUCCUAGUGACACAGGCAAUAGGGACUGACUGCUCUCACAGUUCAGAGAGAAGUGCAACCAGAGCACCUAAGCAAGGGGGGCUUCCUUUCCCUGGAGUCAGGACUUGUCCUGGUGCAGAGGCACAUGGCAGCUGCAGGUGCUGCUGCCUGGCUACUGCUGGCAGAGUAGCAGCAUGUUAUCAUUUGCGGGGGUUUGCAACUGGAUAUGGUGCAUUAUGGGCAUUGAAACACUUGUUGGAUCAGAGAACUAAGCAAGUUCCCCUCAGAAUGACCCCGGUCACCUUCAUGGCUGCGUUUCCAAGGGACCUGCAUGGCUGAGGUUCUGUGCUGCUUGCCAUGGGAGACGGGGGCAUUCAGGCAUGCAGAGGGAAUGUGGACCAAGAAAGCAGCAUUUUGCGCCUGCUUUGCGCAGCCCUCAGUGCCCCUGGGCCUGCAGAGCAGUGGGGAAGCAGGCCUGCUGCCGGGAGCCCGUCUCAGCAGGGAGGUGUGUCAGAUGCCCUCCUCUCUGACCAGGUUCUGUCAGGUAUUCCACGCGUGGGAGGGGAACUCUUUGCAUUUGAAAUGAACAGGUCAAGAUCAAGGUGACAACAAAGAACAAGGCGGUGUUUAUUAACAGUAGGAGCAGAGCAGGUAGCAUCAUUCGCAAUGCACGGAGAGCUUUUGGUGACCAGCCUUUCAAGAUCUCAUCCCAAGGCUGUUCAGGCAGGCGGGUUUCCACUUUUGCUCACUGAAUCAGUUUGCUAGAUCAUCCCUCAUUUUUCCUUCUCUCUCUUCUCAGUGUUUUCCAGUUCUGCACAGACAUUUAGUGGCCUUGGCGGGGAUUUUUGGGAAAGCUGUCUAGUUGAUGGAAGGUCACUCCAAGUGUGACGGAGGUAUUAAAUGGUGCCAAAGAAGACAUCUUGUGUUCAGUCCCAGGAGAAGCUAAGCAGUACUUCUGCUUGGUGAUUUGGUCAAAAGCAGAUGUCCCAUUCCAACAGCUAACGUUGCCAACUUCACAGCUGACAUCAUCUUUGCAGGGAAUACAACUGAAGGUGCAUACCCAGAUGCCUCCCAAAGCAUUGUCAUAUGCUCGUCAUGUCUCGGUACCACAGGCAAGUUGCCGGGCGCAGGGACCAGCUGAGUGUUUCCUCCUGCCUAAUUCCAGAGCUCUGGGCGUGGUAGGACAGGUCAAUCCCUGCCUGCAUAGCCAGUAGCUGCAGUGCUGGCUAACCUCCUCAGUGCCAUGAGUACGGCAAUGCAAAUGAUCUCCUGCCAAGGCAGGUGCCCACACAUUCCCAUGAAAGACACUAGGAAUGACAGCAUCUUGGCCUCAAGCCAUUCCUUUUGUAUGAAUGUCCCUGAUGCGUCCAGUCCCUAGCAACAGGAAGAAGAGCUCUUUGGUAGCUGCAUUCUAAGGGCCUGUAAUACUUUUCAGCACGCAUAGCUUUUUUUCCCUUCUUGCGUUAAUGGCUCGGUUGUUAGCUGCCCUUCUUAGGCAGCUAAGAGCACUUUCUCCAAGGGAGUGUGGUUCUCCUGGCACCCUUGCCAAACUUUAGAGCCUAUGGCAACGGUGUAAUCCUUUCCGCCUUGCACAUUUUGUUGCCAUAAUCCCGCCUUGCACAUUUUGUUGCCGUAAUCCCAUGGGCAUGUAGGCUGGGGGGUGCCCCCUCGAUGGUCAAGCAAGCAUUUCCUUUUUGAAAGCACUUAAUGCUGCCUGGUGUUGAGGUUCCCAAUUCCGUAGGGAGCUUUUCCUCAGCAAAUCAUGCAGAGGUGCUACUUGAAUACGGAAUCCAGGAAAGUGUCACCUCCAAAACCCGCCAAGUUCCUCAGACAGGUCUCAAGGGUUUUGAUCUGAAAGUGUGGGAAUGUUUUCUAUCACCUCUCAUAUAGAUUCUGGCAGUGUUUUCCGUCCCCCUAUCCAUCGGGUGCCCAAGAAGGUGACCCCUGGGCUGGAUCCUUGACAGGAUUCACACACGGCUCCCAGUUGAUGUGCUGCAGGGGUCCCAGGGAAACUGCCAGGGGAGUUUCUUCCAGCAGGAACCGUGUGGGUUGUGGUUUCCACCUCCAAAUCCUUCUGUGCAGAACCUCGGGCCCUGAGCACAUGCCUUGGAGACACCUCUGCUGUGUCCUGUGCACAGCUGGUGCAUGGGCAGGGGGGCAGAGUGUCCUGCUUGGACGUGGUGGAUCUCGCGGCUGAUACUGUGAGGCCACAGAGGGAACUCUCGUGGUCAGGCAGGUCUAGGGAGGCUCUUCAUAAGGGGGGGUUCUUCCAGAAUUCCUCUGCUCCACCCUCCUCUCGAAACACUUCCUCCGCUGCCUUGAAAUGGGGCCUUGCUGAUAUGCCACAGGCAAGGGCUUUUCUUGUCUCCCUGGACAACUGUGCAGGAGAACUGAUUGUCUGUCCUUGGGGAGCUGUCUCUCUGGCAGCUCCUGUUUUCCCAGGCCCCCAGCUCUGGAGGAUUUUUGGGCACCUUUUCCUGCGGUUUGCCAAAGAGCAUGACACGCAGCGCUUUCCGAUGGCUCUGCCAGGUGUCCUGCCGUCCUCGGUGCACUUGAUGGAAAAAGCCUGGGGCCUCUUUCGAAAGGUCUUUUGUGGAGUAGAGGGUGAAAGUAGUGUGGAAGUGGGGAAGACGGAGGCAUCAGAUGAGGCAAGGAGCUGUGCAGGGAGCAGCUGGAGGCUGUUUGGGGCAGGGAGAGCUGUUUGAUAGCUGGGAAGGCAAUCCUGCACGGUGUUGUUCCAGUGCCUCCUUCUGCAACCUUAGCUGUUACUGCUGCCCUGGCAGUUUGCCCUCCCUCUCGCUGGCCUCCUGCUCCCUUGCCCAGCCUUCCAGGCGGUCGUGGCAGGACAGGUCUGGUUCUGAGAAGCACCUGUCCAUGCUGCUGAUGCCACUGGUGAAAUUGCUCAGGGAAGGGGCAGAGACGCAGGUAGGAUAGGGCCUGCGGAGACUGCUGCUCCUGCCCUUGGGCUGCUCCAGCUCCAACACGGGGGUGCUGCCUUCAGCUUGCGGCUCCGCGCUGUUGCAGGCAGAACCGUCAUGCUGAGGAGCCCCUGGGUGUCCUGUGGGGAGAAAGAGCCUGCUAGGUCUUUGUUAGGGGCCACCUGAAGAUACAAGGGGGCUUUCGCUGUGGAACCACGCACCCUAGGAAAACAAGGACCCCCGAGGACAAUGUCCUGUGAGAGUGCACUUCUAGGCCAGCGUUAGCAACUAGGAGAGGAGCAGAAGUGCACAGACGUUUCCCAUCUGGGAGGAAUGCUGUUCUGGGAGUGCUGUCCUUUGGAAAGUGUUCCAGGGGGCAACCACUGCACUACCAUGUUCAAGUGUCUGCAGCUCUCUGCAUUGCCACAGCCUUCUGUCUUCUGCUAUGCAAGGCAAGACUGCAAACCAGCAGCCCUGGCCUGGCACAACCAUCAGUGCCUCCUCCUACCUGUGGAGCUGUUGGUGUGCUCCGGUGACUCCUGGGCUGAGGGACUGAAGGGCAAGGUGAUGUCCUCCCCAAAUAUUGCUCGGCAGUUGUCUAUUAGGAACGCCACCAGGGCUGUCACCUGCACACAGAAAACCCGUGAUGUCAGAGAUUUGCCUGUCCUGUUGCACACAGUCCUGAUGUGGGGCGCCCCAAUGUUCAGAGGUGCUGCUUCGUUGAGCUUUGGCAAGGGCAGGGGGCUGUGCGGGGCUGGCCCCGAGCUGCGCCAAAGGCGGGAGCCAGGGGCUGAACUCCACAGACCUUGUCGUUCCUCUCCUUCAGCUCUGCCAGCGUGAGCACGUUGUCCGUGCAGGGGCUCAGCAUAUUUGGCCCCACGCAGAUCGCAAGGUUGCUGGUGUCCAUCUUGCUGGUCUCCACGUUUUCGCUGAUGUGACGCAGCACAGCGAGCAAGCGCUGCAGCAGCGGGAGGUUUGCUGUGGGCAGGCUGUCGGCCACCCUAGGGAACACAAACCAAAGGGAAGGUUAAAGAUGCAGGGCACAGGCACCGCUCUGCCUUCACGGGAGCAAGCUGGAGUGCCCUCCAAAAUGGUGGGACCGGUUCAAACUCUUACUCCUUCAGCUUGUCAAUUUUGUCCUGCUGGCUUGGCUUCUCCAGCGCUUGCAUCCACUCCUCGUAGAGGCUGUCCACGAGGAGUUUGGAGGGGAUAUCCCGAAGAAAGUCCUGCAAGGCCAAGGUCCUUUAGAGGAUGCUCUCAACAGUGCCAGUGAGCAGAGCAUCGCGGUGCCUUGGGCUCACAAGCAGGCAGGUUGCUUUGAGCUGCCUGCUCCCAAAGGUGCUCCUGAGCACUGAGAGCGCGGGGGGCUGUGCGAGUGCGUGCCAAACGCACUGGUGUUAGUGCAGGAGCAGGACCCAGCUCCUAGCUGAGCCUUUGGUGCAGCCCUGAGUCUCCGUGGUCCUCCCUGAGGAGAGGAGGAUGCUGAGGAGGAGGUGGAGGAAGGGAGUUUCCCAUGGUCAUGCAGGGAAUCAGGGGCAGAACUAGGGCAGCUGACAAUCUGAGGGGGAAGAAAAGUGCCACAGUGUCCUGAGCCUGAAGCCCGGAGUCUGGCUUCAGUAGGCUUUUAGCUUGGAGUGCCACCGAGGGGAGUGGAGGCACUGCCAGGAGCCCAUGCACAUGAGGCACGUGCUCGGAGAGCUGUGUGCUCUGCUGGUGCAAGGAAUUCACCUUCAGCACCACUGCCAGGAGGUGCACGGGUCUGCUGUCCAGGUCAGCGCUCUUGCCCUGGUUUAGGACCUCCUUCAGCUCCUUGCGGGCCUUCUCGCUCGCCGCCUUCCUGAAGAUGCCCUCGGUGGCAGGCCCUUUCUCAUACAGUAUAGCCAGGAGCUCCUGCAGGAAGGAAUGGACAGGUUUGGACUUGGGGGCACACUCUGCUUUGCUUGCCUUAGUAGCUCCUUCUCGCUCCACGUCGAUCACACUGGCAAUAACCUGGUAUUUCCUAGGCACCCGUGCCAGUGGUGUGGGCUGGAGCAAAGCCGCAGAGCUGGCCCCCGUUCCCCCCGGGGCUGGGACCUGGCCUGCAGGCCUUGCGUGUCAGCAGCGCGUGUGGAGGGGGAAGCCCCAAAGCGCCUCUCUCUUGAGAGCCCCAGCACAAGUGCUGGGCAGGCUGUGUCGUGCGAGAGGCCCGAAGCAGCGUGCCUCUGUGGGCAGGCUUGCUUACCUGGACUGGCUGGGGCAGGCCCCCGUCUUGCCCGCAGAGAGCUGCCAGAGGCUGGCCAAAGAGAGCCGCCCUGGGGCCAGAGGCGAGCUGCCCUGGGACAGGGCAGGCCCUGCUGGCAGGGGUUCCUCGCCGAGCAAGUGGCCAGGAGAUCACCUGCCUUCUUGCCUUCGCUCCCUCUGCUGCAAGCAAAAGCAAAGCCCAACUCAGGGUAGAAAACCUGGCGCAGAGGCUGCCUUUUGCGUGUGUGCGGUGCCCUGUGCUGCAGGGUCUCCCGCAGCUUGUCCGGAGGCGCCGAGGUUUUGCACGGGGGGAGGGAACAAGCAGCCUGUCCGAAGGCAGCUGCUGCCGUUCUUUCUCCGACUCACCAGCCGAGUGGCCAAGUGCCUCUUCGCCGUCGGAAGGGUCCAAGCGGGGGCCUUUCUUGGCGUCAGCCUGUGAGAAAGGGCUGAUGGUUACAGAGCCGCCCCUCCUCAGUGGGGGCCUCGAGGGAGCUGCUCAAGCGAUGUUGCUGCAGCAAUGCAGGCAUGUGGGAGAGGCUGCCAGGAAAAGCAGGGGUGGUCCAAGGGCUGCGGAGGAGAGGCUGGAGGUGCAGGCCUGACGCUGUGCCUCUGUGCCAUGGGGGCUGUGGCAAAGGCUGCUGCUGCAGCCAGCGCCCCCGAAGCGGCCCUGCAGCCCCCCAGCCCCCUGCACAGUUGCAGGCUGCUCCCUUGAUCCCGAGCAGCCCCCGUGCGGCACAAGGGGUCUGCACGUGACCGCAGGGACAGUCUGCCGUGCCGUGCUCUCCCUGGCACCAGGCAUUUGCUGCCUUUGCAUGUCCCAGGGAGCUGCCGCGCGGUGCGGAGAUCGCCCGCGUGCGCAGGCAGCCCGGGCAGGGCACAGGGAGCCCCUGCUCACCUCUACCGAAAUCAGCGUCUCCACGGUCGCCGCUGUCAGUGACAUCUCCUAGGCAAGAGAGCAAAGAGGCGCCAUGAGAAACUUGUGCGAGGGUGGGUUUGGGGAAGGCGAGCCACUGUUGGGGCAGAGCGGCGAGUGUGAGGACACUUACGGGACCGUAGAAGCCAAUGACCUUGGUGAGGAGCCGCAGGGAGGGCAGUCGGGUGAGCCUGGCUCCUGGGGCUCCUGGGCUCUGCCUGUGCACAGGGAAGGGCACGGGAAGAGCUCUGUCACCCCCAGCCCUCGCUGCUCUCUCUGCUGCCAGCCAGCCCCACGCUGCCUGGCAGCCCGACCCCCGAGAGCCUCCCACAGCGCUGGCUGCCAGCACCGCUCUGCAGCUCCCGGCGUCGGUGCUGACUGCAACCGCGAGGCUGAGCAAGUCACGCGGCUCUGCGCAGGAGCUGCCCUGGGCAGUGGGGGCACCUUUCCCCACCGACAUUUGGGUCUUUCUGCGUGCAGCUCCACCCGGAGCACUCGCCCACUCAGCCUUGCGGCGGCAGGUUGCAUUCCCUGGCAGAGCUUACCGGAGCAUCGUGUCCAGCCAGAGCUGCUUCACCUCCUGCGACCUGCAGCACAAAGGAGACCCAGCCUCAGCCCCGCUGCCCCUCCUCCUGCUUGGGACAGAUGCGGCCCCAAACAGCUCUCACCCCCGUGGGCAGAGUCCCCGGGCCAGGGCCGAGCCACGUGGGGCAGGACAGGGGCUCGCGCAGAGCCCUGGGACCUGUCGUCCACACUCACCCAAAGGUCACCACGCAGAGGUUGGUGGGCCAGACGAGGAUGAGGGUGCGGCUGCACUUGAGGCCAAAGACCUCCUCCUCCUCCUCCUCAGGCCUGGCUGCGGCUGCCUCCUCGCUGCACAGCACCCAGAGCUCGCUGAGCCGCACGCGGUGCUUCAGCCAGAAGAUGGAGCCGCACCUGCAGGGAGGCAGAGCAGGGCCUGGGGUGUGGGUGUGCAGCGUGGGGGCCACCCCAGCUGUCCCCCAGGAAGAGCCGUUUCCCAGGGCAGAGCCAUGGGGAGGGUGGCCCCGAGCCCCAGGCAGCAGCAAGGAGCCUCCUUUGCAGCCGCCACGCAGAGGCCGUUGGAGAAGUGGCUGCAGGGCAGUGAUGCCAGCAGCACCCUUGGUGAGGGCCUGCAGGGGAGGAGGACAAGAGCAGGAGCCUGUGCCCUUCUCCUGCCCCCUGCUCUCCUUCCAGAGCAGUGCUGGGCAUGCAGCGUUCCCGCGGGAGACCCUGGCCGAGGCGGUGCUGGGGAGGAAGGAGGGCUGUGGUGGCUCUUCUUACUUGAAGCUGGCGAUGGCGACCGCGUGGGGGAAGAGCAGGAGGUGCCUCUGGCGCGUGCGCUGGUGCCGCGUCACCUGCACAGGGAGGGUGAGCAGGAGCUGGGGGCUCCCGCUGGAGACGAAGGUGCCGAGGGGCGGCGGGGGCCGGGAGGCUGCCCUGCGCCAGAGCCCGCGGCGGGCGCCAGGAGCCACGGGGCCAGGGGCCCCGGGCUGUGCCUGGGUGGCAGCAGCGCCGCGGGCGCCGCAGAUGUUGGCCUGCCCCAUGGCGCCGAGGCCGGGCAGACGGCUGCGGCAGCGCCAGGCACCGACCAGGCCUGCGUGAGGCUGGACACGUGUCCCUGUGCCGGGCAGUGACCCCAGGCUGGGAGCCACCUCUGUCCGCACUGCCCCACGCCAGCGCAGUGCCGCACGGGGAGGGACACGCGCUGGUGGCCGUGGCCGGGUCACUGUGAUGCCACUGUGGCACAUUGUGAUGCGCCGGCUGGGACGGGUGGAGCCCUGGGGGCUGCAGGAGUGACAGGCCAUCUCCCGGCCUCUGUCUCCUCCGAUGCUGGGGCAUUUCCAUGUCUGCAGUCUGGGACAUGGGAGGAACUGUGUUCAGAGUAUGUGCAGUAAAAUGAGUUCUGUAAAGUACAAAAAGAAAACCUCAACUAAAAACACACACCGGGUUUCUGUGUAGGCGCUGGGAUGCUGUGCCUGCUGCCUUUCUUGAAAGCCGUUCCUGAGAGGGCAUUUCCCCCACAGGUUUCCAAAUCACAGAAUCAGCAACUGGUUGAGGUUGGAAGGGACCUUUGGAGAUCAUCUAGUUCAACCCUCCUUCUCACUAACCUCCUUUCAGGUUUGGAAAGGAUGCCAUUAAGUCCCCUCCAGAGCCAACUCUUCUCCAGGCUUAGAUAAAGCGCUACAGCCCCCCGACCAUCGUGAUUACUGUCUGUUGGACUUGCUCCAGCUUAUCGACCUCUCAGGUUAACCAUGGGCAAGCAUGUUAUAGAGUUGGCCAUCAUCCAGUUUCAAUUGGCAUUAAAAGUCAGCUGAAAAACUUCUUUGUUCUUAAAGAACUGGUGUAGUUGCCAGAGCUGGUUUGUAAUUAGAAAUUGGGAAGGAAGGGUUUUGUGGGCGUUCAUAUGCCAACAUUCAAAUAGCCUUGAUCUACAUAGCAUUAGCUUUCUUCACUUUUUCUAGCCGAUCAGCUAGUGAGGAGGUUUGAUUCCUGCCUCUUCUGCUGGGUUCCUGAGUGAUGACGGUUGUGUCCCUGUAGAGAACCGGUUCUCUACAUGCGGUUUUGUCUCGACAUUGCUGUCCCUACACUUAAGGGACAAUAAGGGGCUGUGGGACACUUGGCAAAUAGUCUACAUUGGCCCUUUUCGCCUCUCAGAAGGGAAGAGGCAUGUAUUGGUAGGAGUCGAGGUAAUUUCAGGAUUAACCCAAGCUGAAGCUGUCCCGUGAGCAACAGGGGAAUGGACAGUGAACAGUCUGAAAUCAUGGUUCAGUUGUUUUCCUAAACCCAGAGUUAUCCAAUCAGAUAACAGUAGCCACUUUACUGCCGGAGUAGUCCAAGAAUGGGCACGAGAUGAAGGGAUACAACGGAUUUUCCAUACCCCAUAUUAUCCCCAGGCAAACGGUACUGUAGAACGUACAAACGGACUCUUAAAACGAACCC
Molecule: messenger RNA, 12840 nt
Organism: Dromaius novaehollandiae (emu)
Lineage: Eukaryota; Metazoa; Chordata; Aves; Casuariiformes; Dromaiidae
Product: PIN2/TERF1-interacting telomerase inhibitor 1-like
Exons: 5
Coding region: 53-613 (186 amino acids)
Cellular component (GO): nucleolus
Molecular function (GO): telomerase inhibitor activity; nucleic acid binding
Source: RefSeq, a predicted model, not a curated record